Messenger RNA from Cuculus canorus (common cuckoo), 2664 nucleotides. Its product is annotated as caspase recruitment domain-containing protein 8-like. Gene Ontology annotation, molecular function: protein binding. The coding region runs from base 48 to 1718 and encodes 556 amino acids. NCBI's taxonomy places the organism in Eukaryota, Metazoa, Chordata, Aves, Cuculiformes, Cuculidae. The record is from RefSeq and is a predicted model, not a curated record. The transcript is spliced from 12 exons. Gene Ontology annotation, cellular component: canonical inflammasome complex. Gene Ontology annotation, biological process: regulation of apoptotic process.
UUUCAGUUCCUUGGGAAGUGGCAGAACAAAGACCUUACAAAGCCACCAUGGCCGAGUCGCAGCCCUCGGCUGAGGAUCCGGGCGAGUUCCAGAUCUUUGUUGCCACUUUGCACGGUGAACUGUUCACACUGUCGGUGUCUCCACAUGUCGCAGUGCAGGAAAUCAUUGACAAGCUGAAUGCGGAGGACCCCGGCCUGAGCCUGAGGUGGCUGUUGUACAGUGACAAGGUGCUGGAGGGCAAGAAGACCCUGCACGACUAUGGAAUCACCUCCAAACCAUCUGUGCACCGUGGGUCAAAGGUUCGAGGUGGUGGCGGUGAAUUCCAACCUGAACCUGGAGGUAUAGACUUAAACUUAGCCCUAGGGCUUCUGGACAUCUCUGGCAGCAGCGAUGAGGCCAAGAAAACCGCAAAGGCACUGCCAUCUUCAGAGGAGAAACGCAGCUUGGGAGUGUCUCCUCCCAUGGUCCCUAAGCUGGAGACCCAUGGCUGGCUGUAUGUGGGCUCACCACAGCGGAGAAACUGCUGGGCCUGCCAAGAUCGGGAUUUUCCAGAAGUGAUACCAACAAUAACCCAGGAGUCUUCGGAGCACAACCCCGUGUACCGAGCUGAGCUCCCUGGUGAAGGUGUCUACCAGUGCUCCAUCACAGGCCUCGCCUUUGAGGUGAAGUCGGCAGUGACCAUCACCUACAGAUACGCCAGCUGGACCACGCACCUGAGCGAGAUUGACCAGGGCACACUGAUACCCGCCGGACCCCUCUUCCACAUAGAGGUGCAGUGUGAGGUCGUGAAGAAAGUGUUUCUCCCACACUUCAUCUGCCUCACAGAGUGUGGAGAUACCAGACCGUGCCUCAUUGCCCAUUUUAAAUCUGGGAAGAUGACCUUGGAGAAACCAACCUUCCUGAUCCCUUUCUAUGCUGUCCUAAAGAAUCCCAGCUUCUCACUGCUUGGGGUGCUCUGGAGGAAGAUGCGUUCAAGCUUCCAUUCCGUGCCUGUGCACUCCCUGGUGCUGAUCUUCCAGCAGCUCAGUGCUGCUAACACGACUCUUCACCUCUACCUCAUCCCGAACGACAAAUCUGUGAAGCAGGCCAUCGAAAAACAAGAAAUGGAUUGGAAGUCAAAGUUUAUUCCCAAGCCUCCCCCACUCAUCCCUCUGUUCUUCGGCUGUGUUUACCGGGUGGCCGCAACAAAUUCUGUGGAGAUAACACCUGACGAACACAUAACAUUGUGCUACAACAGUCCGAAAGAACAGCAGCAAUAUGUGGAGAUCUACAUCAGGAACACGGAUAAUGACACUGAGCUCUCUCUGAGAAACAUACUUAACAACGUCAGGGUCUGGAGGAUAUUACUGCGAUCAGGUGAUAUAAAGCUUCCUCCCCCGGACUGCCACACUCCAUCAGGCGGGUGCAGGACAGCAGCUUCACACCCAGGCACUGCGGGAAUCCCAGCGGGAACAGGAUCGGCCUUUGUGAAGAAGAACAAGACGGAGCUUUGCUCCAGGAUGGUGCAGGUUCCCUCCAUUCUGCUACACCUACGGGAUGUAAACGUCAUUAACAACGACGAAGAAGAGGAGGUGCUCAGCCAAGAUACGAGCCAAAAGAAGAACCGAGUCUUGCUAGAGCUACUGGAGAGGAAAGGCGCGGAGGCCCAGGAACAGCUCUACCAGAUCCUCCGGAAUAAAGACCCGUACCUCAUCGCAGACCUGGAGAAGUCCAGCUAGGCCUGGGAGAGCAGGUUGCAUCUGCUCCCACUGCUCAGCGUGUGUUGGGCUCCAGUGAGCUCCAACUGCCUGGUUUGGCCUCCCUGCCCCAGGUUGGAAAUGAAAACUAAAGCAGCUUUAAUGAAACAAUAAUCUGAAAAAAGAAACCACUGCAAGUACACAAAACCAAUUCAAACUGUGCUUUGUGACCAAACAUCUCCACUGACAGAAAGUCCCGACUGGGCUCAGCGUCAGGCAGGAGCUCGACACGUGAACUGCACUUGGGAACACGUGGGUGGGUUUAGGGCGGGCAGACAGAUGAGGUCCUCCUGAACAUCACCUGUCAAAGAAACAGGGGUGAUCCUUGUGAUCCCUCAGCUUUUAUCCCAAGUGUGAUGUGUAUGGCAUGGAAUACUUCCAGGAUCAGGUUUGGGGCACGUGUCCUGUCUGCCCCUCCCUGCAGGUGCCACCGCGUUGCCACCAGCUCUAGGGUGGUCUUGAUUUCCACAGGAAUAGGGCUGAGCACUGGCCUCUCACUGGAGUGUUCCUGGAGAGAACUAUCGGGCUCACCACCUCCAGGGUCAGGCACUGCCUGAUAUACGCCUUGGUGACUUCCAGAAGCCAAAGUCACUCAGAAGAGGCUUAACUGGAAAACCAGAGGAUACCUUUUAUCUCAGCGCAGAAUGAAAGAGCUGAACCUCCUGGCAGAGCUGUGGGUGUCCAGCCCGGGAGAGCAGCCGCUCCUGCUCCAUCGCUCCGCUGACAGGAGCCAUGGAAGGGCCGUCGGGUUCACUGGCAUAGGAAUCCUGACCUUCCAAAGCCUCUCCUGCCUUUUUGUAUUUUCUCAUUAAAUAUUUUCUAAGCUAUUUCUCCGCACCGUCUCUCGCUCUGUCCCGUGUGAGUGCGUUUUGCGGGGACCGAGGGCCGCACCUGCUGAGCCCGCGGGUCAGGGCAGUUGGGGGCACCA